Messenger RNA from Synchiropus splendidus (mandarinfish), 1619 nucleotides. RefSeq names its product ST13 Hsp70 interacting protein (gene st13). Bases 168 to 1304 code for a protein of 378 amino acids. The record is from RefSeq and is a predicted model, not a curated record. The transcript is spliced from 13 exons. Lineage: Eukaryota; Metazoa; Chordata; Actinopteri; Syngnathiformes; Callionymidae. Gene Ontology annotation, molecular function: Hsp70 protein binding; protein dimerization activity.
GAGAGCUGCCUGCCAGACACAACUGUGGUCACAAUCGCCCAUCGCCUCCGAGGUGUCCUGCGAUCUGCCUGAAUGAAAAGACAGAAGCGACGCCACCGCCUUCUGCACGGAUAAAGAUUGGUUGGAACUGUUUUCCGAGUGGUGGAGUUUGCUGGAAGUGAAGAAACAUGGACUCACGGAAAGUGUCCGAGCUGAAAGCCUUCGUGCAGCUGUGCGAGGCGAACCCCGCGAUCCUGCACCUGCCGGAGAUGGGCUUCCUCCGGAACUGGCUGCAGAGCCUGGGUGCCACCAUCCCUCCUCCACCAAAAGCUAAAGAUUCCUGCCAGGGCGGCUGCCCAUGCGGCCCCCCUCCCACGGCCGCUGCACCCCCCGCGCCAGAGCCCCCCAUGUCAUCUGAGAGUGAGGAGAGUGAAAUAGAAAUUGACCAAGAGGGCGUGAUCGAGCCAGAGAGCGAGGAGCUUCCAGAGAUGGCAGAGUUUGAAAACGUUGAGGUGACGGAAGAGAUGGCAGAUCAGGCCAACGAGAAGAAGAUGGAGGCCAUCGUCGCCCUGGGCGAAGGAGAGCUGCAGAAGGCGCUGGACCUCUUCACUGAAGCCAUCAAGCUCAAUCCCUGCGUGGCCAUUCUGUACGCCAAGCGAGCCAGCGUCUUCAUCAGGAUGCAGAGACCAAACGCAGCCAUCAGAGACUGUGACAGAGCCAUCAGCAUCAACCCCGACUCUGCUCAGCCCUACAAGUGGAGGGGCAAGGCCCACCGGCUGCUGGGACACUGGGAGGAGGCCGCCAAAGAUCUGGCCAUGACCUGCAAACUGGACUAUGACGAGGACGCCAGCGCGCUGCUGAAGGAGGUCCAGCCCAAGGCCAACAAGAUCAUGGAGCACAGACGCAAGUACGAGCGCAAGAGGGAGGAGAAGGAGAUCCGGGAGAAGCAGGAGCGCAUCAAGAAGGCAAGAGAGGAGCACGCCAGAGCGCAGAGGGAGGAGGAGGCCAGGCAGUCGGCUGAGGGAGCAGGGUUCUUCCCGGGUGCUGCUGGGUUCCCGGGUGGAUUCCCAGGUGGGUUCCCUGGAGGCGCCCCAGGAGGAGCAGCACGAGGCUUCCCAGGCGGAGCUCCAGGCAUGGCUGGAUUUGGAGACCUGCUGAACGACCCGGAGCUCCUCAUGGCCAUGAAGGACCCAGAGGUGAUGACAGCCAUCCAGGAUGUGACCAGCAACCCGGCCAACAUCUCCAAGUACCAGAACAACCCCAAAAUCAUGGGCCUGAUGGCCAAGCUCAGCGCCAAGUUUGCGCCGCCGCCGUCACAGCCGUAGACCAGCCCCGAGAGCCGCCAAGCUUCUCCACUACCUUUCCACUGUUUGCAGACCAGCGGGGCUUGGACUCGCUUCCCAACGUUCCCAACCUGGCGGCGAGUGGCGUCAUGGGGAUCUGACUAUUUGACUCAUCUCAGCUGGGACUCUCACUGCAGCUUGAUUUGUGGAUGGCGGGGAAGGCUAACACGCAAGCUAACAUUCUCCCAAGUGUCUGGGCUUAAUCUCUGCGCGGAACCAAACUCACAACCUUGUUACUUCUUUGUUAUAAAUGAGACUUAUUUGGGGAGAAUCACAAUAAACUUCUGUUGCUGUUAA